Messenger RNA from Arthroderma uncinatum, 1389 nucleotides. Its product is annotated as 26S protease regulatory subunit 4. Gene Ontology annotation, biological process: proteasome-mediated ubiquitin-dependent protein catabolic process. The transcript has 4 exons. NCBI's taxonomy places the organism in Eukaryota, Fungi, Ascomycota, Eurotiomycetes, Onygenales, Arthrodermataceae. The record is from RefSeq and is a predicted model, not a curated record. The coding region runs from base 1 to 1389 and encodes 462 amino acids. Gene Ontology annotation, cellular component: proteasome regulatory particle, base subcomplex. Gene Ontology annotation, molecular function: proteasome-activating activity; ATP hydrolysis activity; ATP binding.
AUGGGUAAUCAACCAUCCAGCAUGGGUGGCCAAGGGGGCGAGGGCAAGGAUGACAAGGACAAGAAGAAAGAGAAACCGAAAUACGAACCACCACCACAGCCAACCACCCGCAUCGGCCGCAAGAAGCGCAAGCAACAAGGGCCAAAUGCCUCCGCCAAACUACCGUCCAUCUAUCCGACAUCCAGAUGCAAGUUAAAAUACCUGCGUAUGCAGCGCGUGCAUGACCACCUGCUCCUAGAGGAAGAAUACGUAGAGAAUCAAGAACGGAUUCGCAAGUCUAAAGCCCAGGCGACCUCAGCGCCCGCGGCUACGGAUGAUAACACCAACGCCAUGGACAGAAAUGCAGACGAGAGGAGCAGAGUAGACGAUAUGAGAGGCAGCCCCAUGGGAGUCGGAAACCUGGAGGAGAUGAUCGAUGAUGACCACGCGAUCGUCUCCAGUGCCACAGGGCCCGAGUACUACGUGUCUAUCAUGUCGUUCGUCGAUAAAGACCUGCUGGAGCCGGGAGCUAGUAUUCUGCUUCAUCACAAGUCGGUAUCCGUCGUAGGUGUUCUGACAGAUGAUGCUGAUCCACUGGUAUCGGUCAUGAAGCUGGAGAAGGCCCCGACGGAGUCCUACGCAGACAUCGGUGGUCUGGAGUCGCAGAUUCAAGAAGUGAGAGAGGCUGUCGAACUUCCUUUGUUACAUCCGGAGCUGUACGAGGAGAUGGGUAUCAAGCCGCCGAAGGGUGUCAUUCUCUACGGUGGACCGGGCACAGGAAAGACUCUUCUCGCCAAGGCUGUUGCCAAUCAAACGAGUGCUACUUUCUUGCGCAUUGUGGGCAGUGAGCUUAUCCAGAAAUAUCUCGGUGACGGACCCCGUCUCGUCCGCCAGAUCUUCCAGGUUGCUGCGGAGCAUGCCCCAUCUAUCGUCUUCAUCGAUGAGAUUGACGCCAUCGGAACAAAGCGUUACGAGUCUACUUCCGGUGGUGAGAGGGAGAUUCAGCGUACUAUGCUGGAACUUCUCAACCAGCUCGACGGUUUCGACGACAGAGGCGAUGUUAAAGUCAUCAUGGCUACGAAUAAGAUCGAAUCCCUGGACCCUGCUCUCAUUCGUCCUGGUCGUAUUGACAGGAAGAUUCUCUUCGAGAACCCUGACCAAAACACCAAGAAAAAGAUCUUCACCCUGCACACCUCCAAGAUGUCUCUAAGCGAGGAUGUCGAGCUUGACGAAUUCAUCAGCCAAAAGGACGAGCUCUCCGGUGCAGAUAUUAAAGCCAUCUGCUCCGAGGCUGGUCUCAUGGCCCUUCGCGAGCGCCGUAUGCGUGUGCAAAUGGCCGAUUUCCGAGCAGCCAGGGAGCGCGUCAUGAAGACCAAGACGGAGAACGAGCCAGAGGGAUUGUACUUGUAG